This is a messenger RNA of Bemisia tabaci, 1845 nucleotides long. RefSeq lists its product as uncharacterized. The record is from RefSeq and is a predicted model, not a curated record. Gene Ontology annotation, molecular function: structural constituent of chitin-based larval cuticle. Lineage: Eukaryota; Metazoa; Arthropoda; Insecta; Hemiptera; Aleyrodidae. Gene Ontology annotation, cellular component: chitin-based extracellular matrix.
GGAAGAACACAGACAGGCCUUGGUGAAACCACUAUAAAACGCUGCCAGGGACUUUGCGCCGUCACAGUUGAGUCUCAAGUGCGGCGGCAUCAUGAAAGUCCUGGUAGUAUUGAGCGCAGUCUUAGCAAGUUGCUUGGCUUACCCGCCAAGCAUCGGCUAUGCUUACUCGGCCAUUUCACCAUUGACGGCCUACAGCAGCUUUGCCGCCCCUUACCCGUACGCCUUCGGUGCGCCCGCCAUCUCUACUGCUCCCCUCGCCGCCCCUAUUGCCCCUAUUGCCCCAAUUGCCCGGAUUGCUCCCAUUGCCCCAGUGGCUGCUGCGACUAAAACCCAAUACCACUCCCAAGAUGAGCUCGGCCAAGCCAAAUACGGCCAUUCUGAACCCCUCCAGGCUCACACAGCUGUUCAGGAUGCUCACGGUAACAAGAUUGGAAGCUUCAGCUAUGUCGACCCACAUGGAGCAGUCCAUCAGACCAACUACGUCGCUGAUGGAGCUGGCUACCGUGUGGUGUCCAACGACUUGCCUGUAGCGCCUGCUGCCCCUCUCCCAGCCCUUCACCGUAGAAGACGCCAGGCUCACUGGAACGGACCAUUAGCUUCUCCCGUUGUUACACCAACCGGUCACUUACAAGAGACCCCAGAGGUUGUUGCUGCCAAGGCAGCCCACUUUGCCGAACAUGCCAGACAGAACUCCGCCUCAGCUCAGCAGAGAUCAUGGAACCCGGCGCAGGCCUCAGCUCAGCCAUCAUGGAACUCAGCCCCAGCUCAACAGUGGUCUCCGCCUCAGGCUGUCCCAGCACAACAGUGGACCCAGCCUUGGACUUCCGGGAGCCAAGAGGCUAGAAGCGGCUGGAGCCAACCUCAAGCUGCCCCAGUUCAACAAUGGCACCAAGCUCCAGCCCAAAAUGCCCCUAUUGCUGAUGCCCCAGAUGUAGCUGCCGCUAAGGCUGCCCAUCUCAGUGAGUACACUCGCGUUCAGGCCGCUGCUCAGGCUGCUGUUGCUCAGGCCGCUGCCUCAGGGCCCCAAGGCCAAGAGGACGAUGGAUCAUACAGACCCGAGUAUCAGACUGAAGGAGUCCCUGCUGCUCCAGCUGCCACUCCCUACUCUUCCUGGACCCAACCUCAGCCCCAGCCUCAGAGCUGGAGCCAACCCCAGCCUCAGAGCUGGAGCCAACCCCAAGCUCAGCCCUGGAGCCAACCUCAAGCAGCUGCCCCUGUCGCUACUCCCUACACCAGCUGGAACCAACCCCAGGCCCAGAGCUGGAGCCAACCCCAACAAUGGGGACAGUCUCCCAGUGGUGGCAUUCCUGACACCCCUGAGGUAGCUGCUGCUAAGGCUGCCCAUCUCGCUGAACAUGCCGCUGCUUCUCGCAGAUCUAAGCGUUCCGUUCUACUCCAAACACCCGCUAGCACAGCUCCUCUUGCUGCCCCUCUGGCCUACGCUGCUGCCCCUGUGUCCUACGCUGCUGCUCCUGUAGCUUACCCCGCCCCAGCUGUAGCUUACCCCGCCCCAGCUGUAGCUUACUCUGCCCCAGCUCUCGGAGUCCCAGCCAUUAGAACUGACAUCGUCCAUAACCCAGGACACGCCUUCAGUUACAGAAUCGACGCUCUUCAUUAAACUGAGUCCAAUGCUCGUCCGCAUUGUCCAUUUACCAGGACAUACCGAGAGCUACAAAACCGAUCGAAGUAACUAAUAAUGUUUGCUUAGUCGCAGAGGAGACCAUCGGACCUCUGAAAAAAUGUGAUACCUAGUUGUAAAUAGGAUAUAAAAUUUUAGGAUUAAUUUAUUGUAAAUAAUUCCUAGGAUCUAUUCAAUUUGUUUUUUUUUACAACUGACGAAGAAUU